This is a messenger RNA of Pectinophora gossypiella (pink bollworm), 1208 nucleotides long. RefSeq lists its product as uncharacterized. The record is from RefSeq and is a predicted model, not a curated record. Bases 31 to 1191 code for a protein of 386 amino acids. Lineage: Eukaryota; Metazoa; Arthropoda; Insecta; Lepidoptera; Gelechiidae. The transcript has 7 exons.
AACUCGGUAUUGUCAAUUUUCAAAAACUACAUGAGAGUUGGUAAAGUUGCAGCGCCCUCUUCAGAGCUUUUUGACGUAGCACAGAGUGAUAAGGAAAUUGUGAUUGAAAAUAAGGAACACGAGACUCUUGCCACAUCAACACCACAUAAGGAUGAUGCAAUGAAACUAAAACUUGAAAAUAGUAUUAUAGGCCAAGGUGACGAAGAAAUCGAUACGAGUCAGAAUGAACUAAGCACAUCUACUUCAAUGUUUAUUAAUAAUUUAUUCGAUAUGAGUGAAGUUGAAAAUGAAGUUUCUUGUGAAGAAGUAACAGCCGCUGUAGAAGUUACUGAAAUUGUAAAUAAUGACACAUCAAUGAUGUCCAUCAUGGACGAAUUAUUUCACAUUGCUUUUGAUAUAGCAUCUGGUCAUGAUGAUGACGAAGUACAAGCGAAAGAAAACUGUAAAAGCGCAGAGGAGUCAUGCUAUUCGUUCUUAGAAGAUGCGUAUGAUGAUGACAGUCAAGAUGUAGCGUUUUAUAUUGAUAAUAGUGAAAUGCCUCCCGUCAAUGAUUCUAAAGGAUUAGAGUGUGGAGACAUGCCAUGCAACUUUGCUAAGCUAAUAAGUCUGCAAUUAAAUGAAGAGGAGAAACUAGAGAAGAGUAACGUUGCUCGCUUUGAAAAUGCUUAUUUAUCUCUAAAUCGCGAUUAUGAUCAAUGUUCUGAUGAUGGAGAUCCAAUACUUCAAGAUCCGAAAGGGUUGUUGAUGCAAGACGUGGAGUUGCUCACCGCAUCGACUUCUGAUGAAAAUCUUUCUUCUCGUCGUGCAUCGGAGAACGCAAGAAAGCAGCUGGCAGCAGUAUCAGGUGUGUCAGGAGUGAGUGGGUCGCGCAAGAGUCGCGGCAGUCUGGUGAGCCGGUGUCGUUCCCAGGGCGCGCGGCUGCUGGCCUGUCUGCGAGGGUGGUGGAGGCGCAAGACUCCGGGGAAGCGGAAGGAAGGAAGAGCUCAGGGAUCCAUUCGAGGAAUGUGCCCGUUGUCCCCCGACGCCCGCCGCCGCGCCGCCAGUCUACUGGACUCCCGGCAGAUGUACGCCUCCGGCGUCCCACACUCCGUCGUCUGGAAGUUCAACACUGUCAACGAGGCUCUCGUCAACUCCUCACGAUGGAAAGAGUACACCUUCGAAGGAAAGCCCGAGAACUGCGGCGAAUAUUGACACGCUUCUCUCCUCGG